Erigeron canadensis is the source of this 1067-nucleotide messenger RNA. RefSeq names its product light-harvesting complex-like protein 3 isotype 1, chloroplastic. Lineage: Eukaryota; Viridiplantae; Streptophyta; Magnoliopsida; Asterales; Asteraceae. The transcript is spliced from 5 exons. The coding region runs from base 9 to 1067 and encodes 352 amino acids. Gene Ontology annotation, molecular function: protein binding. The record is from RefSeq and is a predicted model, not a curated record.
CAACAAAAAUGACUACUAUUAGCAUCAAUGCUGCAAUGCACAGAGCUUGCAGCUCUCCUCACAUAGCAACCAAAGAACCAUCUCAGCUAGGAACAACGCGGUCUUUAGGAACCAAACAGGCCUCUACAAUAGUAUCUCUGAAUGUUGAAGGGCAAAGCAGUCUAAACAAACCUCAAGAACAAAACCACGACAAUAUUGGAGUCGAGACGGGUGAUGAAACAGAAAUUUCCGGGGUCAAAUUCACUGAUGACCGAUGGAAACAUGGGACUUGGGAUCUGAACUUGUUUGUAAAAUCUGGAAGAAUGGAUUGGGAUGCUUUGAUUGUUGCUGAAGCAAGAAGGCGAAAGUUUCUUGAAUUGUAUCCAGAAGGAGCAACAAAUGAAGAUCCUGUUCUGUUCAGAAGUUCGAUUAUACCUUGGUGGGCUUGGAUUACACAUUCUCACCUUCCCGAGGCUGAGUUACUCAAUGGUCGUGCGGCAAUGAUUGGGUUCUUUAUGGCCUACGUUGUGGAUGGUUUGACUGGGCUCGGCGUAGUGGGGCAAAGUGGUAGCUUCAUAUGCAAGAUUGGUUUGUUCAUGACAGUCCUUGGUGUAGUCUUUUUUAGGCAAACCAAGUCUCUAGAGGAUCUCAAGAAUUUAGCAGAUGAAGCUACAUUUUAUGAUAAACAGUGGCAAGCAUCAUGGAAAAAUGCCUCCGGAAAAAGCAAAACUAAUGUAAGAGAAAAUGUGCUUUUGGAGUUCAAGAAUAGCCUCGUUGAUGGUGCAAACCGGCUCGUAUCAUGGAACAGUAGCAACGAAGAUUGCUGCAAAUGGUAUGUUCCUGAUUGCUGGACAUCCUGGGAAUUCUUAAAUAACUUGAACCUCCAAAAUAAUAAUCUCACUGGUGCAAUCCCAAAAUCUUUGGCUAAUCUAUCCUCUCUAGAAUCAUUAAACAUGCGCAACAACAAGCUCUCGCAAGAAUUACCCCUGGAUCUAAUGAAUUCAAAGAGCUUAAAGAUCAUUGACCUUGCUGAAAUGAACUCACUGGAAGCAUACCAAUAUCAACGGGCAGAGAAGCUACGGUUUUAA